Messenger RNA from Scutellospora calospora, 170 nucleotides. The record is from the annotation of a GenBank genome assembly. NCBI's taxonomy places the organism in Eukaryota, Fungi, Glomeromycota, Glomeromycetes, Diversisporales, Gigasporaceae.
CAUUCCGUCUAUUUAUGUUUGUUCUUAUCCUUUUAACCGGUAAACAAAUUAUUUAUCCUUCUCUUGUCUCUCCAGUAUUCAAAGUAUUUCUUUCAUUAGCAUUAUUAAGAAGUACCUCCAGUGCAGAAUCACAAGCUAUCGACGAAUGGUAUAAUAAUCAUUCUACCCGC